UAAACAGAGAAUGGUUUAUAGCUGCAAGUCAUUGGGGAGGGGAAGUUCGCCUAUGUUGCCUUUGACAGAGUAACCAGUGGAGCUGUCAGUGUUCGAAAAGUAACGAAUGACUUCAGGCAGCAGUGUUUUCCUAUGCAACCAUGGACUGGGUUGGGCACAGGGUGCUUUGUGCGAUAUUGUGCCUACUUUUUGGAGAAAGCGCGGUUCACUUUGGAAGUUGCGCCCCGACUGUGAGCACUGAUAACAGCAUUUUCUCUAUCCAGCAUGAAGGCACAGGUAAAUGCUUCCUGAUUCAGGAAGGCUCUCUGACACUGGGAAACUGUUCAUCAGUCACGGCCCAGUCAUGGAUGUGGGGUUCGGGACAUCGUCUCUUCCACACCGGUUUAUCUGCCUGCCUGGGAUUGGACAUUCUUACCAAAACGCUGUCUCUCACCAACUGUUACAACAACACCAUGUUGGAAUGGCGCUGCUAUGAGGGAUAUAUUAUCACCACCUUUCAGAUGAAGCUAAGCGUCAAUGCCAGCGGGACUGUGACAGCCAAACGGAACACGUCUGAUUCCUGGAUAAGAGGAGGCACUACAGAGAACAUCUGUGAACAGCCGUACCGAACCGUUCACACUAGCGCUGGUAACUCGAACGGUGCCCCCUGCACCUUCCCCUUCUUAUACAAUAACUCCUGGCACCACAGCUGCCUUCGUCCCGAUGCCUCGCACUCUCUCGCCUGGUGUUCCACAACUGAGAACUAUGACAAGGAUCUCAAGUGGGGAAACUGUCUGCAAUAUGAGGAGGGCUGUGGUGCAUUAUGGGAUGGCCACUACAACGGUCAGUGUUACCAGGUGGUUUCUACAGCAAUGGCUUCUUGGCACGAGGCACGGGAUGCCUGCCGUAGUCAGGGUGGAGAUUUGCUCAGCGUGUCCAGUUUUCAAGAUCUGCAGAACUUACAAACAAAAGAUUUCCCGGAGCAGUUGUGGAUCGGGCUGAACCAGCUGGACUGGACACAGGGGUGGCAGUGGUCAGAUGCAUCACCUCUAGUUUACUUCCCAUGGGAAGAAGUCCAGCACACUUGGAUGACACCAGAGUGUGGGGUGAUGCUCGCCAAUCUGCACUUUGGUGGGGAGUCAUGUGAGAAGAAGCUGCCGUAUAUCUGUGAGAAAAAAGACAGCAGCAACCAGACAGAGAGUACAGAUAAACAGGUAUACAAGGUCACACAGUGUGAGAGUGGAUGGUUCCCAUGGCAGGGUUUUUGCUAUAAUCUUUAUGGAACCCAGCUGGACGAAAAGAGGAACUACUCCGAGGCACAGCAAGUGUGCGUGGAGAAGGGAGCUCAGCUCGCCAGCAUCCACAGUCUGGAGGAAAUGCAUGUGCUCACCAUGCAUUUUACAAGAAAGGCUCUGAACCCGUGGAUAGGUUUAAAAGUCGAGAGCGACACAGAAAUCUAUAAGUGGGAAGACGGAACGGAAGCGUCAUUUACCUACUGGGCUCGUAAUCAACCAGCAGUGCUGAAGCCCAACACCACAAACUGUGUGGUCCUCUCCGAUUUGAUACAUUCUUGGUCUGUAGAUUCUUGCACUGCAUUGAAGUCCUUUCUGUGUAAGAAAACCGGCAAGGUGAAUGAGAGCGCAACAGAAAAUAGCUGCCCACAAGACGGGGAUUGGAGAAGGUAUAAAAAUUCAUGUUAUAAACUUGACACUCGGAAAGUCUCUUAUAAGAACAGCUGCAAAAUCAUCGUUAAUGACAGAUUUGAGCAGGCUUUCAUUAACAGUCUGCUGAAGGAGCAUGUAAGCAGUGAGCAUCAGUAUUUCUGGACUGGGCUUCAGGACACUAAAGGCACAGGAGAGUUCCAGUGGUUCAGUCAGGAUGGACAAGCAAGCAAAAUCUCAUAUACUAAUUGGAAAUGGGGAGAACCAGUGAAAAUAGGCGGCUGUGCGGUGAUGUCGACGAGCCCAAUGGGUCAGUGGUCGGUGGAAAACUGCACUGAGUUUAAAGCUGGUAGUAUCUGUAAGAGUCUCAUUGCUUCUGAACCUCCCACCCCAACAUCACCAGCAGACCCUAACCCCAAUGCCACCUGCCCUCAAGGAUGGGUUUCCCGAACUGGAAUGAAGUAUUGUUACAAGGUGUUCAACGAGGAGCGAGUGAGUCGUAAGCGCUCGUGGGAGGAGGCCGAGCAGUUUUGCGAAGCGCUUGGAGCUCAUCUACCCAGUUUCACUGAGCAUGAGGAGAUGAAUUUCCUCCAUGACAUUAUGAGAGACUCUGUUAGUGAUGAUCGCUACUUCUGGGUUGGCUUAAAUCGGCGAAAUCCCAACAACGACAACCGAUGGGAGUGGAGCGACGGGCAGCCUGUGUCCAUGAAGAUCUUUCCAGAAGAGUUCCAUGAAGAUGAUGAGUAUAACCGAGACUGCACUGCAUUUAAGUCACUAAGGAAACGGUACAUACUGCUGUUCGUAUUCCUGAGUGCUGAAGGUCCUAAUCAGUUUUACCCCCGAGCCUUUCACUGUGAUGCUAAGCUGGAGUGGGUGUGUCAGAUCCCACGAGGACAAACCCCAAAAAAUCCUGAAUGGUAUAAUCCAGACGGACACCAUGAGACCUCGGUGUUUAUGGAUGAACAGGAGUUCUGGUUUGUAAACCAGCCGAGGUUGUCCUUCGAAGAGGCGAGCAUGUACUGCAGCAGUAACAAUAGCAAACUAGCCACACCUCUGUCUUUCAACACAGCCAGACAUCUGCACGAACAUCUGUAUAAGCAUGCUGGAAUGGAGAACUGGUGGGUGGACCUUCGUGAACCUGGUCCUCUUGUUCCCUUAAGGCUCGCUCGUCUGCACUUCUAUCACUCUGUGUUCUUGGGCAGAUGCACUUCACUUAGCCCUGGAUCCUUCACUCCAGAAUUCCGGAUAAGAUGUGACACCAGACUGCCUUUUGUUUGCGAGACAUUAAACGUCACAUCCUCAGAAAACGACUCGCAAGAGCACCACCCCUCCGGCAAGCCUUGCGAGCCUGGCACAUUUACCUUCAGAGACAAGUGUUACACAGUGACCAAGCCUCAGUUCACCAGUUUCAAAUCAGCUAAUGAGGUCUGUCAGACUCUGAGGGGAAGUCUCCCGUCCAUCCGAGACCAAGCUGAACAGGACUUCAUCACCACCCUGCUGCCAGGCAAACCAAAAAAACUUUGGAUUGGUUUUAGAGACAGUGAAUGGGUGGACAAGACGCCUGUGAAGUACCACAACUUUAACCCACUGAUCCAUGGCCAGCUGCGUCUUUUGUAUGCCAAUUUGUUUGAGCAAGAAGGCAGGGAGCUGUGUGCCUAUAUGUUUAAUGAUCCCCAUUCAGACAUGCUGGGUACUUGGGACUACAUUUCCUGCGCUGAUGAACAGAGCGUUGCUAUCUGCCAGCAUUAUGCAGAUAAGCAGGAGGACCCUGUGGUGGAAGAGGGUGAGUUCCAAGCCAACAAUAAAACAUUUAAGAUGGUUCUGAAGGACAGUGUGACCUGGAACGAAGCGCUGGAUUUAUGUAAGAAGAAUGGCAUGGACUUGGCUAGCGUGGCUGAUGCAUACCAACAAGCUGUGCUCUCUGUACGCGUCAGCAAAGCUCGUUCUCCACUCUGGAUCGGACUGUACAGUGAAAACGAUGAGCUGUACCAGUGGACAGAUCACAGUCACACGGUGUUUAGCCGCUGGGGCCCAGAGGAAGCUGUAGGGCGAUGUGUUUAUCUGGACAUUGAUGGUUACUGGAAGGCUACGGAAUGUGGGGAAAAGCUAAAGGGGGCUAUCUGUCACUUGCCACAAGAUAACAACAACAUACCUUCAGAAGACACUAAGUGUCCACACGAGAGCAACGGACCCAACUGGAUCCCAUUUAAAAACAACUGCUACACGUUUCUGCUGCAGGGAAAGAGAUGGCAAGACCAUGACGACCACAAUGAGCAGCAGACGUGCCAACAUCUUGUUGGAAAGGGUGACAUUCUGACCAUCCGGCAUGAGCAGGAGAAUGAAUUCAUUAAGACGCAGCUUCAGCCUUUUAAAGCCCUGGCAUCGUUUGUGUGGUUGGGGUUGUACAGAGACAAAAAAGAUGGGAAACUGAAAUGGUAUGAUAAUACCAACAUUCAGUAUUCCAACUGGAAAAAGGGAAGACCGACAGCCACAGAUCCCUUCAUGGCUGGUCUCAGUCUGUCUGGAGAAUGGUACCUGGUUGAGCAGGAAAUCCUUUUUAAACAUUUCAAGCAGAUGACCAUUGUGGUUUGCAAAAUUGAAAAUGAUCCCAAAGAAGAGUACCGCAAGGAGCCGACUGAUGUGACGACUCCAACCGGUUAUAGCUUCCGCUUGGUUACUAAGAAGUUGAACUGGUAUCAGGCCCUGCAGGAAUGCAGCAGUGAUGGUGGCCAUCUUGUUAGCAUUCACAAUGAAACGUCCAACAAAGAUAUGGCACUGAUUUCUAAACGUGAUGGAUUUCCUCUCUGGAUUGGUCUUUCCAGGUUGGAUUUCAGUUGGCCUUACGAGUGGUCAGAUGGGACGGCGUUGCACUUCCACCCUGAAGGGUUUCUGAGUACAGACUCUGUUUCAGAAGAAAAAUGUGUCUACGUGGACUCUGAAGGCAGCUGGACUGCAGUCAACUGCUUUGCUGUGAUGGAGGGUGCCAUUUGCUACAACAGCAAACAAAAGUCUCAGAUCGCUGCUCAGUCCAGUGUUAACUGCCCUGAGAGUAAUGGAGAGGUUUCAUGGAUCCAGUAUAAAGACAGUUGUUAUGCGAUUGUCAUGACCAUGUCCAACUACACGGUUUUCUCCAACGAACAUGCAAAAAAUAUUUGUAUGGAACUGGGACCCAACUCUCAGAUUUUGACCAUUAAGAGUAGGGACGAGAAUGAUUUUGUCACACGACACGUUGCUGAAAACCCUCUUGCCACCUCCCGUGUUUGGCUGGGGCUAGGAACGAUCUACAAAGAUAAACCUGCUGAAUGGAUGGAUGGUAGUGAGGUAGACUUCUCCAACUGGGACCACUUUCAGCCCCACCCUGGCUGUGCCGUCCUGGUGUCCAUGAACGGAACAUGGAGCACAGUGAGCUGCACCGGGAGCCACAGCCGCGUCGUCUGCAAGGCACCUGCCAAAUCACACAGUAGUCCUGUGGCUUUGGUUUUCUUCCUCAUCGUACUGCUUUGUAUCUUUGCACUCGUGAUCUUCGUUGUGUAUAAAAGGACACGACAUCGCUACUUCUCUACCGUACGCUAUCGCAGGAACUAUGAUGAAACAGACAGUGCUAGUAUGAUUGCAGAGACAGACUGAACACUGUACUGCAUGCAGUCAGUGAACAGCAAAGAAGCAAAAUCAGGUUCCUGUGCCUUUCAGUGUUAGGAGUUGAAAAGUGUAUUACACCAAUAUGGAUACUGAUCAGCUCGACAGCUGCAGGGUUUGUAAUUAAUAUUCUAAAGGAAUGACUAAUGAUUUUGUACAUAUGCGUAAACAUGGUGGUUUGUUUUUAUUUAAACUUCCUUAAUGACUUUUGUAUGUUUGUGUGUUUUAAUGAGAAGACUCCCCGACAUUCCACGUCGAUAUUCUUUUGUUUGUUUUUGUUUUCUGUGACAUCCUUGGAUCAAUGGAUUUUAAGCUUGACCUUUUUUUUUUGCGCAUUUCUUCUGACCAUUAAUUGCCCUUUGUGAAAAUGCCAAACUGGGAUCAUUUUAAAGGUUUAAUGGCUUUAUUAUUUCGUGUGUUUUUUUCUCUUCACUUAAAUAAGCAAGUUGAGUGUUCUUCCUACAAAUUCUUUAUACCUGUUCGGUAAAAAAUUACCAGUUUAAAAAAUUACUACUGUGCCACCAGUUCAGACGUGCUCUUACUGUUUUAGUGCUGGCUCUGCUUUAAUCACUGUUUACUUUAACUCAGUGACUCUGUAAAUUUGGCAAACUAUUCUAUGUAGUGACUAAAUGUAGGCCACAAGUGAUUAGGCCCAACUUCAGUUUGCGCAUCUAAAUACUUAUUACAAAAUUGUGUUACGUGUGUUUAUCAUGCACAUUGUAACUUUCCACUCACAACUCACAAUAGUUGCAUGUUACACAUAAUACAGCUAUUAUUUUAAAUGUCUAUUAGGAGUAUUUACAGCACCACAAGUCUAUAAAAAUGUCUCAUUACACUGUGGAAUAAGAUGAAUGUGUAGGAUGCCUUUAUAUGUGUGGCCUAACAGAGUUUACCUCUAUUAUUCUUUGCACUCAAACUACUGAUAUGUACUGCACUUUAAAUUUGUUUUCUUGUGGACUGCUUACGAAUUCAAGCACAACAUGAGGGUGUUUUUAUAAAGAUGUUCUAGAGAAAAUAUGCAGAAAUGGCACUCGGACAAGUACAGGGAUGGAUGUUGUAUAUGAUCUGUAAAUAUCUUUUAGGCUUUUUGUAUCCUUUAAUUUCCUUUUAGAUGUAAUAAACCAAAGAGGCUUCUGAAAUCACAAAUCUGAUUUAAUGUGAUGUGAUCCUGCUCAGGUGACUUCCAAGUCCAACUGACUUGAUUGAUAUAUUAACCAAAAUGAAUGGCAAAUUGUUCUACUUUGAAGUGCUCAUUUUGUUAAUCAAGCUCACUCAAUAAAAUGCUGUCUCCAUGG
Tachysurus fulvidraco (yellow catfish) is the source of this 6571-nucleotide messenger RNA. RefSeq names its product lymphocyte antigen 75 (gene ly75). The transcript is spliced from 35 exons. Gene Ontology annotation, molecular function: signaling receptor activity. Lineage: Eukaryota; Metazoa; Chordata; Actinopteri; Siluriformes; Bagridae. The coding region runs from base 141 to 5267 and encodes 1708 amino acids. The record is from RefSeq and is a predicted model, not a curated record.